AUGACAACAGCCGUGGCGAGUCUGCUUCACAACCCCGAGCUGGAUGUGUUCAGUCGUUACGGGACCACCUACAACUUACGGCCGCAGACGACCUACCCCUCGGACUACAGCCAGGUCGGGGCGAAUUACGACCUCAGCAACUACCCUGCUGAGUACGCCGCCGCCGCUGGUACUGGCGCCACCCUCGGCCAGCAGCAGAAUCCCGACCCUUACACAACUGGCUUUGGGCAGGACAACACUUACUACAACAACACUAACUACGACCAGGCCUACGACUACCCGGACCAGGACUACGGCCAAGCGGAUCCCACCAACGAGGCUUCGAAUCCCUACAACGAGGCCUCAUACCUCUACAACGACUCAGAUCCAUACAACGAAGCUUCAAGCCCUUACAACGAGGCUUCGAAUCCCUACAACAAAACUUCAGACCCGUAUAACGAAGCCUCGGGUCAAUAUGCUUACGAGGACGGUCAAGAGGCCUAUGAUGAUCCCGCCGCUGGUGACCUGACCUAUGAUCCGCUGUACACUUACGAGCGACCGGUAGCCUAUCAACAGGGCGCCAACCUAUACACUGGGGGAGAGUUCCAGGGCACUACCGAGGUCAAAUCAGCAUACCGAGCUUACGACAGCUACAGGAAGCCCACGACUGGCCGCCGAAAGCAGGACCAACUUCACCCGGAAGGCGGAGUAGCAGGCGACACCGAGCACCGGACACAGUACCAAGGCUACACCGCCCCUCGCCCUCUCGCUUACCGGCAGGGCGCCAAUCUUGCUCCGGGGGGCAAGUUCGAGGAAGGGACAGAAUACAGGCAGCAAUACCCGGAGAAGAAGAGCAACAAGAGAGCCGCGAGGAAGUACUCGGACAACUUAAAGCUCGAGGGAGACCUUGCCCAGGAGACAGAACACCAAAGACAACACCAACCACACCAAACCCAACGUCCUGUCCUUCAGAGGCAAGGCGCUAACCUCAAGACAGAAGGCUCUUUCUCUCAAGACACAGAGUACCGCCAGCAGUACCCACAGAAGCAGUCCGACAAGCGUGAGGCAAAGAGGUAUUCGGACAACCUAAAGAGUGAAGGAGACUUUAGUGAGGUGACAGAGACUCGUGAAAAACACAAACCUUACCAAGCCAAACGCACCGCGCCGCUAAAACAAGGCUCUCAUCUCACAACAGAAGGAAAUUUCUCCAAAGACACAGAGUACACACAACAAUUUCCACAAAAACGUUCGGAUAAACCCACUGCCAAAAGACACUCGGAUAACUUAAAGCCACAGGGAGAGUUUGGCGAAACAACCGAAACUCAGGACAAACACAAACCAUUUCAGGCGACAAAACGCACAUCCAAGAAGCAAGGGGCGUACCUGUCACCUGGAGGCAGCUUCUCUAAAGACACAGAAUACACUCAGCAGUUCCCAAAGAAGAACCCAGAGAGACGUGAAGCGAAGAGAUACACAGAUAACCUGAAAACAGAAGGUGACUUAGAGGAGAAAGAGACAGAAACUGCCGCUAAACACAAGCCUUUCAGAGCCAAAAAACAAUCUCCAAAGAAACCUGACACCAACCUUUCAGUACAAGGUAACUUUGCUGAUGCUACAGAGUACAAGCAGCAGUUCCCAAAGAAGGACCCAGAGAGACGUGAAGCGAAGAGAUACACAGACAACCUAAGAACAGAAGGUGACUUAGGAGAGAAAGAGACAGAAACUGCCGCUAAACACAAGCCUUUCAGAGCCAAAAAACAAUCUCCAAAGAAACCUGACACCAACCUUUCAGUACAAGGUAACUUUGCUGAUGCCACAGAAUACAAGCAGCAGUUCCCUAAGAAGGCGCCAGAUAAACGCUCCCCAAAAAGGUACUCUGAUAACUUGAAGCAGGAGGGAGACUUUGAGGAAGGAACUGAAACAAAAGAAAAGCACCGCCCUUUUAAGGUCGCCAAACGGUCACCCCUCCGCCUGGAGGCGACACUCGCACAGGAGGGAACCAUUUCUACAGAAACAGAGUACCACAAGCAGUUUGAUUCCAAAAGAAGUGAUAGAGUCCCAGCAAAACGCUACAGUGAUAAUCUAAAGCAAGAAGGUCACUUUGGCGACGAGACGGAGUACAACGACAAACAUAAGAAACUAGACGUCCAUCGGCGCCCUCAGCUCCGGAAGCACAUCUCGAACCUUUCCACUGGGGGAGACUUUUCCAAGGACACAGAGUACCGACUGCAGUUCCCACAGAAAGCCUCAGACAGACAGAAACCCAAGAAGUACCUUGAUAACCUGCGUCCAGAGGGAGGCGAGCUAACCAAAGCUACUGAAUACGGGAGAACAUUUGGGGCGAGGACUGUGGAGAAGCGCGGCUCCAGGAAGCCCCUUGACGUUCCCACGCAAGAUUCUUUAAAGGAACAAUCCAUUCAGCCUGAGAGAAAACAUGACAGACACGAGACUACCGGGAAUUCUGAGGAAGUGGCUGGGAACAUUGAGCCAUACCAACCUACCGAUCCUUCCAAGCCAGAGAGGAGGCGUGCGGGAGGACCUUUGAAGAGUGAAGGAAAGCCUACAGGACACACAGAGUACAAGUCUAUGUACCAGCGUCUGGAGGGACAAAACCGUCGCUCAUACCGUGCCCCAGAUAACCUCAAGACAGACGGAAUCUUUGGGGAUAGAACUGAAAUUAAGGACCAAUACCGCCACUUUACUGUAGAAAGACCAGCUAUCCAGCGCCAGAGGACAAGCUUGAGACAAGAGGGGAAGUUUGGUCAGUCAACUGAAUUCAAGGAUAAAUUCCGGGCACUGGAUGUAACGCGGCCAAUCAUCAAGAGGAUGGCACCAAACCUGAAACCUGAAGGAAACUUUGGCGAGGUCACUGAAGCUCACGACAAGUACAAAGACCUUGGCACGCACCGCAACAUUGCUCCCAAACACGGUUCCAAUAUCCGAACAGAAGGACACUUCGGGGAGAAGUCUGAAAUCAAGGACAAGUACCGACAGUUUGAGACACACAGAAAAAUAGCACCAAGACACGGUGCCAGCCUGAAGCCCGAAGGUGACUUUGGAGAAACUUCGGAGCUUCGAGACAAAUAUAGAGCAUUGGACCCUCAGAGGAACAUAGCAAAGCGACACACUGCCAACAUUAAACCUGAAGGGAACUUUGGGGAAAUAUCAGAGCUCCAUGACAAAUAUAAGCCCUUGGACACACACAGGAACAUCGCCAAGCCCAUCAAGGACAAAAUCGUGAUAGAAGGAGAGUUUGGGGAGAUGUCUGAGGUCCAUGACAAAUUCAAACCAAUGGAAACGAAGAGAAACAUCGCUAAGAAACAUUCAGCGAAUCUCAAGCCAGAGGGGGAUUUCGGUGAAACCUCUGAGCUCCACGAUAAGUACAAAGCUGUGGAGCCUAAGAGGAACAUUGCAAAACGACACUCUGCCAAUAUCAAGCCUGAGGGAGAGUUUGGAGAGAAGUCUGAGCUACACGACAAGUACCGAGCCCUCGAACCUAAGAGGAACAUUGCCAAAAAACAUUCAGCUAAUCUGAAACCCGAGGGAGACUUUGGGGAAACGUCUGAGCUUCAUGACCAAUACAAGCCUCUAGAGACUCAGCGUAACAUUGCAAAGAGACAUUCGGCAAAUCUAAAACCAGAGGGAGACUUUGGAGAAACUUCUGAGGUACAUGACAAAUUCAAAGCCCUUGAAACAAAGAGAAACAUUGCCAAGAGACAUCCGGCAAACCUAAAGCCAGAGGGCGAGUUCGGUGAAACAUCAGAGUUACAUGAUCAAUAUAAAGUUUUGGAGAGUCAACGCAACAUAGCCAAGAGACAUUCGGCCAACCUGAAGCCCGAAGGAGAAUUUGGCGAGACAUCUGAGUUGCAUGACCAAUACAAACCUCUUGAGACACACAGGAACAUUGCUAAGAGGCACUCAGCAAACCUGAAGCCGGAAGGAGAGUUUGGCGAGACGUCUGAGCUACACGACAAGUACCGAGCUGUCGAACCUAAGAGAAACAUCGCAAAGAAGCACUCUGCCAAUCUCAAGCCAGAGGGAGACUUCGGUGAAACUUCUGAGCUUCAUGACCAAUACAAACCUUUGGAGACUCAACGAAACAUUGCAAAGAGACAUUCUGCAAAUCUGAAGUCUGAGGGCGAGUUCGGUGAAACGUCUGAGGUUCAUGCCCAAUACAAGGCCUUGGAGAGUCAACGAAACAUUGCCAAGAGACACUCAGCCAAUAUAAAACCUGAGGGGGACUUCGGGGAAAUCUCAGAGCUUCAUGACAAAUACCGGGCAGUCGAGCCUAAGCGGAACAUUGCCAAGAAACAUUCGGCCAAUCUAAAGCCAGAAGGAGACUUUGGGGAAACCUCUGAGCUUCAUGACAAUUUCAAGGCUCUAGACACCCAAAGGAACAUUGCCAAACCGAUCAAAGACAAAUUACAGCCCGAAGGAGAGUUUGGGGAGACCUCAGAACUCCAUGACAAGUUUAAACCUUUGGAAACCCAGCGAAACAUUGCCAAGAGACACUCUGCCAACCUGAAGCCAGAGGGAGAGUUUGGUGAGACAUCAGAGCUGCACGACAAGUAUCGGGCCAUGGAACCUAAAAGAAACAUUGCCAAAAAACAUUCAGCCAACAUCAAACUAGAGGGGCACUUUGGUGAAACAUCUGAAUUACACGACAAAUACCGAGCCGUGGAGCCCAAGCGAAACAUUGCCAAGAAACACUCAGCCAAUCUGAAACCUGAAGGAGAGUUUGGAGAAACUUCUGAGCUCCACGACCAAUAUAAGCCUCUGGAGAGCCAACGAAACAUAGCCAAGAGACACUCCGCCAACCUGAAGCCUGAGGGAGACUUUGGCGAGACGUCAGAGCUUCAUGACCAAUACAAACCUCUUGAGACUCACAGGAACAUUGCCAAGAGACACUCGGCAAACCUCAAGCCAGAAGGUGACUUUGGCGAGACCUCUGAGCUAAAAGACAAGUACCGAAACCUUGAACCUAAGAGGAACAUUGCCAAGAAACACUCAGCAAACAUCAAACCAGAGGGACACUUUGGAGAAACAUCAGAGCUACACGACAAGUACCGAACCGUCGAGCCAAAGAGAAAUAUUGCCAAGAGACACCCGGCAAACUUGAAGCCCGAGGGAGAUUUUGGAGAAACGUCUGAGUUGCAUGACCAAUACAAGCCUCUAGAGACACACAGGAAUAUUGCAAAGAGGCACUCCGCGAACAUCAAACCUGAGGGAGACUUUGGUGAGACUUCAGAGUUAAAAGAUAAGUACCGAACAUUAGAACCUAAGAGGAACAUCGCCAAGAAACACUCGGCUAACAUCAAGCCUGAGGGACAGUUUGGCGAAAAGACAGAAAUCCAAGACAGCUACAGGAGCUUGGAAACACAGCGGAACAUAGCCAAGCGCCACAGUGCCCAGCUCAAGCCAGAGGGUGUGUUCAAUGGGACGACAGAACUCAAAGACAAAUACAAAGGUUUUGAAUCCCAAAGAAACAUUGCCAAGCGCCACGAGGCCAAUCUGAGAUCAGAGGGUGAGUUUGGCGAGACUUCAGAACUCCACGACAAGUACAGAGGCUUUGAAUCGCAAAGAAACAUCGCCAAGCGCCAUUCGCCAUACCUGAGGCCCGAGGGAGAUUUCGGGGAAGUGUCUGAAGUGCAUGACAGAUACCGAGGGCACGAUACGAGGCGUCCGAAGUUGGAGCGCGUGGACAACGACCAUUUAUGGAACGACGGUCCCAGAUAUGUAGUGGAAGGCAAGUCGGAAACAAUGUCCAAGUUCACUGACUACCCUGGGGUGAAGAGUGACGACCUGAGAGUGCCUCCCCGUUACGAACACAACGUCCCCACGGUGACUGUCGCCUGAGGACGUCGCGCAGGGUAUCCCAGAGGCCCUGCGUCACUCCCCACGUUAAUAGAACGUUUAUAGUCACUGUACCAUAUCGUGACUCCAUAAUCUCAUCUUGUGCCUCAACCUUGGCCUCAGCGAGUCUCCAGUGAGGCAGGCCUCAGGAGACAGCCUGCAUGAGGUAGGAACGCAGGCACCUGUCACGGUACAUCUCCACUACAUUUAAAAUAAUUUUCGUCCAUCAUCCCCGACAUCGUGCCACCUCCACAUCCACUUCAUCACAAUCAUACCAACACUAGCAACGGUCGUAGUACAUUCACCAAUUCACCAGAAGACUUUUAUAAACGUUACCUAUUCGCGCGAGGUAGUUGUUCAUGACGAAGCCUUAACUGAUGCUGGAUAAUUUUGACUCCAUGUGCACCUUUCUUUUCACAUCACAAUACUGCGUUAAUAGUUGCGCCAUUUCAUAGAGACAGAUCACGAGUAGCAAUGAAUCUAAAAAUGACAAUCAAUUCACUAUCCACUAUAUGUUACAUCAUCAUAGUUCCAGCGUACAAAACACCAGUGAGUCUAGAUUAGCUAGUUACAAAUAGUUUAAGAAUAGAUCAUAUCUCUAAGGCCUCGCAGCUAUUACUUUUAGCUUUAGUCGAUCAAUAAGUUUCCAUUUGUUUGAUGCCUUUCAUAAAUUAACCUUAACAUAUUGUGAUCAGACUGAAUCGUUGACAAGGCUGAUAUUUGUGUGUACAGAAAAACAUCAACUGGAAACUGUUUUCUUGUCCAAUAAAGGUUGUAUAACCGGUGCCUUACGGGCCGCCUACUUAAACAUCUACAAAACAGCCCUGGAGCUAUUGUUUGCUGAAAGGAGCUGACCCUAAGUUUAUGUACCGUUA
This is a messenger RNA of Scylla paramamosain (green mud crab), 6707 nucleotides long. RefSeq lists its product as uncharacterized. Gene Ontology annotation, molecular function: microtubule binding. The coding region runs from base 1 to 5835 and encodes 1944 amino acids. Gene Ontology annotation, cellular component: sperm flagellum; axonemal microtubule; centriole. The record is from RefSeq and is a predicted model, not a curated record. Lineage: Eukaryota; Metazoa; Arthropoda; Malacostraca; Decapoda; Portunidae. The transcript has 4 exons.